Lutzomyia longipalpis is the source of this 489-nucleotide messenger RNA. It is a transcript of the gene Dpm3, whose product is annotated as dolichol-phosphate mannosyltransferase subunit 3. The record is from RefSeq and is a predicted model, not a curated record. NCBI's taxonomy places the organism in Eukaryota, Metazoa, Arthropoda, Insecta, Diptera, Psychodidae. The transcript has 2 exons. The coding region runs from base 156 to 440 and encodes 94 amino acids. Gene Ontology annotation, cellular component: dolichol-phosphate-mannose synthase complex; endoplasmic reticulum membrane. Gene Ontology annotation, biological process: GPI anchor biosynthetic process.
UAGUAAUGACACGUUUCACGUGAAGCAUGUUUCCUUGAUAAAUAAAAAGUGAAAAAAGCCACAAGUUGAUAAACAAUAAUUUUUUGCGAUUAUGUCCACGUAGAUUGAAGGAGUUAGUGCUUAAUAUUAAAUGUUAAUUGCAUCAUAAAAGCAAAAUGACAAAGUUAAUGCAGUGGUUAGCCGGUAUCUUUGCCUUUCUGGCCAUUUACAUUCCACUUGUCACCGGCAUGGUUGAAAUUGAGAGUCUCCGGAAUUUUCAGUACGAAGUUAAAAUCCUCCCAAUUGUUCUCAUUGCCCUCUUUGGGAUUCAUUCAAUAAAUGUGGUUUUGUAUCGUACCUUCACAAUCCGGGACUGCAAUGAAGCAUCUGAGGAACUUCAGAAGGACAUUGCAGACGCCCGGAAGGAUUUAACUGCAAAAGGAUUUAAAUUCCGGGACUAAAAACUAGAAAUUAUUUCAUAAAAUUAAAUAUAUUUUAUUAAAAAUUUAA